Centruroides sculpturatus (bark scorpion) is the source of this 1531-nucleotide messenger RNA. RefSeq lists its product as uncharacterized. NCBI's taxonomy places the organism in Eukaryota, Metazoa, Arthropoda, Arachnida, Scorpiones, Buthidae. The transcript is spliced from 3 exons. The record is from RefSeq and is a predicted model, not a curated record. Bases 1049 to 1531 code for a protein of 160 amino acids.
UAAUUUUACCCAUGCUUGAUUUCUGAAGAUCCACAAUUUGGGCUGCCGGGCAGCCUUAAUACAUCAGGUACAAAUCGCCCUGGGGUCUUCAACAGCUGAAAUUCGAUCUCAGGGAGGCAGACUGAAGUCCUAACCGCUCAAACAUUUGGCAGUCAUCUUCUUAUACUGUGUUGAAAGUAUAACAAGUAGCGACACUUGCAUAUAAACAGUUUCUUAUAACUUGCAUAUAAACAGUUUCUUAUUGUACACCAGACUUAGUUGGUUUGCAAUGUACUGUACCAUAUCUCUUACAUAAUAUAUUCUUUCGGUGAAAAAUUGCUAUUCGAUGUACACCAUUUUGUUCACGACGCGUUUUUAGGAAUUUAAGUAUGACAUAUAUUGAGGACAUUCUGUAUUUAAUAAUAACAGAUGAAAUUUGAUCCAAUAAUUUAGUGUCUUAUAUCAGAAGUCGCGGUAGUGAUUCCCCGGCAAGUAAAAAAGUCGCUGACUGACUACAAAUACAAGAAUCAGAGUUGCCGAUUUUCGGGGAUCGAUUUCUUCGCCUCUGAAACAUCUAUAGUAACUCUGAAUAUCUCGUUCGAAGGAAAAUUCGGAUAUGUCGGAUCCCGUCCCUCACCACCAGGCCGCCCCAUUGUGGGCCUGGCCGAACGCAUAACGGGCUUGCUAAUGAAGGCCCUCUUAGUGCCCACAGGGUGAAAAGAGUUUAAAUUAACUCUAGGACCGGCGAAACAAUACAUGCCCGGAGAAGCAGUAAUAUUGUCUGCCACACACAUAAUCAAAGGAGUUCCUCUAAAAACGUGAGAAUGAUUUGCUAUUAAUUUUAUCAAGUUAACUUCAUUAAUGUUUUUUUAAAUGUGCUAACUUAAAUAUUUCAUGUAGUACAUUAUAGGCAUGAAUUUUAAUAUAUUGGAUAUUCUACUAGAGCAAAUUAUUAAAUGUUAGAAAGGUUUUCUUCACGGUUUGUAACACUAGAACCUUGCGUAGUACCAGAGUAGGUAGAUUAGUAAGUCUGUAUCUCUAAAACGAUCAACGCGAUGUCUCACAAGAAAUGAAAAAUCAUCUAGGAAGAGAUCCCGAAAAGACAAUACCAAAGCGUUUCUUUGGAAUGAUAAGACAAGGAAGUGGAAGCAAUUCUCAUCCCACAACAGUGCAGUUCUUAUACCUGUACAGUUUGGUUCGUCCACCCAAACGAGCAUCAGUUCAAACUGGCCCUGUAUCUUCCCUUAUUACUUUAAAAAAUCUUCUUUGGAGUCAUAAAAAACCAUUUAAGGAAGUUCAAGAACAACUGGAAGAACAUUUACAAAAUUUGCUUUCUAAUCCAAGCCUGUCCUACGGAGAUACUAGUGAUAGUGAAUUAUUAGAUCAUGAUUAUUGUACACCAGAAACAUUUAAGUUUAUCCUACAUUAUUUAGGAGGUUAUAUUAUUUAUCGUCUACUGCCAUCACUCGGUUGUGAUGAAUGCAAAAAUAUAUUAACAGCAAAACCUGAGGAUAUAAUUUGUCAGAGUUCGGAUGAAUUGCAAAACACAUAA